Molecule: messenger RNA, 1700 nt
Organism: Ricinus communis (castor bean)
Lineage: Eukaryota; Viridiplantae; Streptophyta; Magnoliopsida; Malpighiales; Euphorbiaceae
Exons: 4
Coding region: 148-1443 (431 amino acids)
Source: RefSeq, a predicted model, not a curated record
CACAGCCAAAACUAUCAACACAGUUCCUUAAUUCUCUCCUCUGUGACUGCUGCUAUUUUUCCUUCAAACACAAAUCAACCUCAGAGCACAACACAACACCACACAAACAUUUUAACCUUAAAAAGGAAAUCUGUGUUUCAAAAAUCCAUGUCAGAAAACAACGCCAACACAACAGACCCUUUAUUGGGAAGAAAGAGCAGCAAAUUUACAAGAAGUGUGUCACAUGCAUACGAUGAAUUACAAAGCUUUAGAUCUUACCUACGGUGGAUGUGUGUCGAUCAAUCCAAUAUAUGGGUUACUUGUCUUUCUUGGUUUAUGUUCAUUCUCUUUGCAGUUGUUGUUCCUGCAAUUUCCCAUUUCGUUUUAGCUUGUUCUACAUGUGAUAGCAAGCACAAAAGGCCUUAUGAUAGCGUUGUUCAAUUGUCUUUGAGCAGUGUUGCCACUCUGUCUUUUGUUUGUCUGUCUAAAUUUAUAAGGAAAUACGGGCUGAGGAGGUUCUUGUUCUUGGAUAAGCUCUGUGAUGAAAGUGAGACCGUCAGAAAAGGGUACACUGAUCAGCUCAAUUGGUCACUGAAGCUUCUGUCCAUUUUUGUCCUUCCAUGCUUUGUAGCAGAAUCUGCAUACAAGAUAUGGUGGUAUGCUUCUGGGGCCUCUCAGAUUCCCUUCUUAGGCAAUGUUAUCCUAAGCGACACCGUAGCUUGCAUAAUGGAACUAUGCUCUUGGCUAUACCGUACCACUAUAAUCUUCCUAGUAUGCGUCCUUUUCCAUCUAAUUUGCCAUCUUCAAAUUCUGCGCCUCCAAGAUUUUGCUCAAGUUUUCCAAGUGGACUCUGAUGUUGAGUCUGUGUUAUCCGAGCACCUUAGGAUCAAAAGGCAUUUGAGGAUCAUCAGCCAUAGAUAUCGUGCAUUCGUUUUAUGGGCCUUGAUUUUGGCCACGGGAAGCCAGUUUGCUUCAUUGCUUAUUACUACAAAGUCUGGUGCUGUUGUUGAUGUUUACAGAGCUGGAGAACUUGCGCUGUGCUCUAUAACCCUUGUCACAGGUCUACUGAUAAUACUGCGCAGUGCUACAAAAAUAACACACAAGGCACAGUCUGUUACUAGCCUGGCUGCUAAGUGGCAUAUUUGUGCAACACUCGAUACAUUUGAUUCAACUGAAGGUGAGACCCCAAGGACCCCAACCGCAAACGGCAUCACAGAUGAUGAAGAAGGCGAUGAUGCUGGUGACGAAGAAGAUGAGUUGGAUAACUCUAAGUUGAUCCCUGCAUAUGCAUACAGUACCAUUUCAUUCCAAAAGAGGCAAGCUCUAGUGAAUUAUUUUGAGAACAACAGAGCUGGGAUUACAGUGUAUGGAUUCACACUUGAUAGGAGUACAUUACACUCCAUCUUUGGGGUUGAGUUGGCUCUUGUUUUAUGGCUGCUUGGGAAGACUGUUGGUAUUUCUUGAGGAGGCACAUGGUUUACCAAUCUGCUAAUCAUUUUCCGGUGGCCGGGACGGUUCAUUUAGAGCUACAGAUAUGGUCCUAUAUAGAGAGAGGGACAGAGAGAGGGAGAUUGUAUCUAUAAAGAGUUUUUGUUUGUAUCAGUUCAUUCUGUCCUCCAUGCUGUGUGCAGUGAGAGUUUUGUUUCAGGUUGAUGUAUUUUUUUUAUUAUUAUUUUUGUGAAAAUAAUAAUAGUAAUUGAUUAUAUUGUUUAUUUCCAUCA